CCGCUAUUGUCAUUUUUGUCUAUCAACAAAAUAAUUUAACAGUUUAUCAUCAUCAAUCAUCAAACCAUUUUUCUCUUACAUAUAACAUCUUCGGGCGAAAAAAAUGCCUCCCGUGUUGUCAAGUUUAAACAGUAUCAUGCGCGCGAAAGCAGUGCAAAAAAGCAUGUUCGAUCGAGUCCAACGCACCGGCGACUUUAUUCUCCGUAAACUCGCGCAAAAACAAUGCCAAACCACCAGCACCCCAUUGCGCGCACCCCUCAUUGUGGGGAUCAACGGUGCGCAGGGCAGCGGCAAAACAACGCUGGUUCGUGGCCUGGUCGAUUUCCUCACAGCGCGCAACAUAUCCACCGUGGGAUUUUCCCUCGACGACCUCUACCUGCCCUACGCGGAACAACUAGAAGUGCGGAAACAGAAUCCGUCAAACCCGCUACUGUGCUUUCGCGGCCAGCCCGGCACCCAUGACUUAUCCUUGGGCCGAUCCACGCUGACAUCGCUGCUUGAAGGUACGGAGGAGACGCGGAUUCCGCGCUACGACAAGAGCUUGCACUCUGGGUACGGCGACAGAGUGCCCCUGGACGAGUGGCCCAAGGCAGCGCCACCCGUUGACGUCGUGCUCUUUGAAGGCUGGUGUCUGGGAUUCCGUUCACUCAACACUGGCGAAUUCUCCGAAUACCUCGCCGGCGUUCAUGGAAACAGCGUCCUGUACAAGUACUCGCGCAAAUACUCGGAUGCCAACCUGGCGCAAAUCAACACCAAUCUCGGGGAAUUUGAAAAAACCUUGUACGGGUUGAUUGACGCCUGGGUGUAUAUGCGUGUGGCCGAUGUUGAUGUUGUUUAUAGAUGGCGGAAGGAGCAGGAGGAUGCGAUGGCUGCCCUGGGGAAACCCUCGUUGUCUGACCAGCAGCUGGAGGACUUUGUAGAGCGUUUUAUGCCAUUGUAUGAGAUUGCUUUGGGUAAACUGGAUAGGAAGGGCUUUUUAGCGUCUGGGUUGUUUGAGGACUACUAUACAUUGCGCAUGCAUUUGGAUAUGGACCGGAAUGUGGUUGCUUGGGACCACAUACUGUAAAAAAAAAGCAGGAUGUGGGUUUUCUUUCUCUUUAUUUUUUAUAGGGGUUUCUCCCACUCAUUCUAUUAAUUGGAUCCAAGCUACCAUUCGAAUGCCCCUAUGGUUCAAUAUAUCCAAAUGGGAAAUAGGAGGCUUGCCUGGUCAAAAUAUACUCCACCUUCCUCUUCAAUCUAUUUUCACUCUCUAUCCCUCUCUCUUUCUCAUGGUCACCUUUCUCUUUCAAAGUCGUUGGCAGGUUUCUUUUGUUGUCGCUGGAUUUUUUCAAAUGAAAAUUUUUUUGUGGUUGCC
Kickxella alabastrina is the source of this 1354-nucleotide messenger RNA. Its product is annotated as P-loop containing nucleoside triphosphate hydrolase protein. Gene Ontology annotation, cellular component: cytoplasm. Lineage: Eukaryota; Fungi; Kickxellomycota; Kickxellomycetes; Kickxellales; Kickxellaceae. The record is from RefSeq and is a predicted model, not a curated record. Bases 104 to 1066 code for a protein of 320 amino acids. The transcript has a single exon.